Prorocentrum cordatum is the source of this 486-nucleotide messenger RNA. Lineage: Eukaryota; Dinophyceae; Prorocentrales; Prorocentraceae. The record is from the annotation of a GenBank genome assembly.
AUGGUGGAGGAGCUGAAGCAGAUGCAGCGUUCGGACCCCGUGGCCAAGGAGCAGUGGCACGCCUACUGCGAGGCUUAUGGCAACGGUGUCCGCGACCCGAACAGGCAUGACCUCACGUUCAUCCAGAGCUUCGUCACGCAGUACGCAAGCGGCGCGCGGCUCGAGUCGAGCGAGGGCAAGGAGCUGGUUCAGUACAUCAAGCAGGGCAAGAGGAAAUCUCCAGCGUGGAAGCAGAUCUGGGAGAUGUACGCCGACACACGGAUGGUGGACGGUAGGCCAAAGCACGACCCGGCCGCGCACACCCCCGAUUUCUUGGAGGGUUUCUUCGAGUUCGUGGGCAACAUGGCGGUAGGCAGCGGGGCCGUGAUGAGCGGCAUGGGCGGCAUGGGUGGCAUGGGGGGCAUGGGCGACAUGGGCGGCAUGGGCGGCAUGGGCGGUUACGGCGGUUCUCAGCGUGAGUCCAUCCGUGUGUGUGCUUCAAGCUGA